AUGCCUCCUAUUAUCAUGGCCACGGAGUGCAGUGAGGAGUUGCGCUGCGCCCUUUGCCUGGACUCUUGGCAGGACCCGGUGGAGCUGGUUCCGUGCGGGCACAUCUUCUGCACGAAGUGCGUCAAGGGCGUGUACACGUGCCCCAUCUGCCGCGAGCCCGUGACCGGGAGUAAACGGCCGAACCGCGUCCUUGUGAACCUUGCGCUGGCGGUGCCUGUAAAGUGUAGCGCGUGCGGCUGGACCGGGACGCGUGAAGGGGGCAGCUCCCACACGUGCAGUGCGGGCACGGACGUGACUGCUGUACCCGCUGCCUCUGCGGCAGGCCCGAAGUACGCCGUGAUGGAGCCGACGGGCCAGGACCCCUGGCGCCAGUUUGGCCUGUCGCGUGAGGAGUACGACCAGAUUAUGGCGUUGUUUGUCUUCUUCGACGCCGACGACAGCGGUGGGCUGGACCGCAGCGAGGUUGGCCGCCUCGCGCGGUGGCUCAACUUUGCCCGCAGCGAAUACGAUAUUGACCGCAUGUUCCGCGAAAUGGACGCGGAUCGCAGCGGCACUCUCUCUCUCAAUGAGUUCCUCGCGUGGCUGUCGCACAACCGGCCCGAUCCCAACGCCCUUUACGGGCUCUCGCAGUCGGAGUACAACACCAUCAUGAUGCAGUUUCGCAUGUACGACAAGGACCAGGACGGGCUGCUGAGCAUGGAUGAGUUCGCGCGGCUUGCCCUGGGCGUGGGGGACGUGGGCGACGUGGACGCCGGAAGGCGGCUGUUCCGAAGCAUUGACGCGAAUGGAAGCGGCGUCGUCGACCUCCACAGGUUUUUAACCUACCGCAUUCGCAUGCGGUACAGUUAG
Messenger RNA from Trypanosoma conorhini, 849 nucleotides. RefSeq names its product EF hand. The transcript has a single exon. NCBI's taxonomy places the organism in Eukaryota, Euglenozoa, Kinetoplastea, Trypanosomatida, Trypanosomatidae. Gene Ontology annotation, molecular function: calcium ion binding. The record is from RefSeq and is a predicted model, not a curated record. Bases 1 to 849 code for a protein of 282 amino acids.